CAGAGCAAGCAGAUUAAUCUCCCAGUGCUCACAGCCUUUUCUUGGACUUCUGUGUGUCACACAGUGAUCACUGUUUAAAAACACUGAUAAAAUUCAAGAAUGUGCCAAUAAUAACUCCCUCAUCGUGGGCUGAGCUGGAUUUCCAAAGCACCAGAAGCUGAAUGCUGAUCCUCCAGGAAAGAUGGUGAGCAGGGUGCCAUUGGGGGCCCUCAGGACCACCUGACUCCAAACCACAGGACUGGUCCACGGUAGGUCAGGGAGCUGUGGGUGGGGCAGAGUGGAUGAGAGAGGACAUCUCCCCUUUUACAUCAGCUUUUUUUAACCUUCCUUUGCCUUGAAGGUCCGGCUGCUUGUCUCACCAUUCCUGUCUCCCCUGAUCCCCCAUGGAGACAGAUUCCUUAAAGCUUCAGGGGUGCCUGGGUGGCUCAGUUGGUUAAACGUUUGACUCUUGAUCUCAGCUCAGGUCAUGAUCUCACAGUUCAUGAGUUCAAGCCCCGCAUUGGGCUUUGUGCUGACAGUGCGGAGCCUGCUUGGGAUUCUGUCUCUCCCUCUCCCUGCCCCUUCCCCACUUGCUCUCUCUCUCUCUCUCUCUCUCUCUCAAAAUAAAUAGACUUAAAAAAAAAAAACUUCAUUUAGAAACCUUUGAGUCACCUGCCUUGACACCAUUAAUUUUCCCUCUCUGCCCUCGCUCUCUAAACUUCCUCCACAAUACAAGUGAGUGUCUAAGACUUCGUUUGCACAGAGAUGUUAGAAAAAUAUGUAUUUUUUAACUUAAUAGGGAAAAUGACGUAUGAGACCUUCCAUUUGAAUCGAGAAACUGAGAGAGGCACUGUGGUUUAUGUAGGGACAAUUCCUUUGGAAGAUCCAGGCAGAAGUCAGACUGGUUUAUGAUGAAAAAGCACAAUACUAAUGUAUUCCUAGCACUUCAGGGAAAUUCAGGGAACCUCCUUCCCCCAGUCUAUCGUCUACAGAACAUAUCCCCAGUUGAAUGCAGUAAUACUUUCUCUUGGAAAGGACCUGUGCAAGAGAGGGAGGCUUGGGUCUUUCAGGGGAUUGAUGUUUAUUUCCUUCAAGAAAUACUGAGUGUUUCUUGUGUUCCAGGCAUGAUAUGAGAUAUGGAAGAUACAAGGAUGGGCAAACAGAUGUGGUUCCCGUUUUCGUGGAGCUACCAUCAAGAGGGGUAACACUAGUAACCAAUUAAUCAUUAAAUAAAUGUGCAAAGGAAGUGGUGACGAGUGCUGGUAAGGAGAGAUCUCCAUGGGGCUAGGAGAGGCAAUACGAGAAAGGAUUUGACCUCGUCUAAAGGGUCAUAAAAAGCUUUCCUAAAAAAGUGAUGAUUGGGUUGAGGCCUGAAUGAUGAGCAAGAAUUAAGUCGAUAAAGAAGGAAGGGGAGGUGGGGCACCUGGGUGGCUCGGUCGGUUGAGCGGCCGACUUCGGCUCAGGUCACGAUCUCGCGGUCCGUGAGUUCGAGCCCCUCGUCGGGCUCUGUGCUGACAGCUCAGAGCCUGGAGCCUGUUUCGGAUUCUGUGUCUCCCUCUCUCUGACCCUCCCCCGUUCAUGCUCUGUCUCUCUCUGUCUCAAAAAUAAAUAAACGUUAAAAAAAAUUAAAAAAAAAAAAAGAAGGAAGGGGAGGGAAUGAGCUGGGGGCCCUGUGGGGACCUGGUGAAGCACAAGGAGUAAGGACUCUGCAUUGGAUCAGGGAGAGUGAAGGGGAGAGGGGCUGAGGUUGGAGAGGUCCCAGGGCACAGAUCAGGGAGGACCUUGCUUGUAGACCACGUCAAGGAUUCUAAUAUUUAUCAUACAAGCAACGGGAAGCCAUUGAAUAGUUUUAAUUGGUGAUAGUGGUCCUGAUAGUGGUGGGGGAUGUAUUCAGCUUUGUGUUGGAAAAGAUUGUUCUGGUGGCCGUGUGACUGGGUGGGGAGAGGGUAGAUUCAAGGUAGAAAGAGCAGGCAGAGGGUCUUGUAGCAUCCCAGGCAAGUGAUGGAAAGAGACAUUGAAGAGGGAAAAUCAACAGGGCGUGGUGUGUGUGGUCCCCUUAUCACCUUCAAGCUUCCUCAAGUGUAAAUCUGACAGGAGCCCAAAGGAGCAUGCCCGUUGGUGCACGAGAGAGCACGUCAAAGCUAAAUUACAUUGAUCUGAAGAAAGAGCACUGGUGCAAGAUCCCAAGGAGCAUUUUCCAGCCCUCCUGCCUCUUCAGCAUGAGCAGGCACCGAAAAUGAAGUGUGAGGGAAGGAAGCAGGCACCCAGGUUAUUUUUAGCAAGCUAUAGGAAAUAGCCAACAUUCUAAUUUGAAUUCUUCUCAUUAAAACCCAGAGCCUAACCCCACACAGUUCUUGUUUCUAAUGUCGGCAAACUUCUCUUUUUCCAGAUAAUUGACAAUAGGCCCCCACGGAAGUCUUCUCAGCAUUUCUGCAAAAAUUUAGCAAACAUUAGGUUUGACACCAUCACCACAUUUGCCAAGACAGCAAAAAUCCCAGCCGGCAAAACUUCGAGCGUGAUGAAGUGGAACAGAGAGGACAGCGCGGAAUGAGUGAUCAUUUCAGGAAAUCUUCUAGCAAGAGUUUCCAGUGUUGGGGUUUCGCAUCGUCUUUGCAGGAAGAGCGGUACGGAAGGUCCACUCUGGGGCCAGGCUGCGGUGAUGUAGUGUGAGUGAAGACAUCCGGGAUGGCUCAGGGAUCUGGGGAUCAAAGAGCAGUGGGGAUUGCUGACCCAGAGGACAGUUCUCCAAACAUGAUAGUCUACCGCAAAAUUGAAGACAUCAUCACAAAGAUGCAAGAUGACAAGACAGGGGGUGUGCCCAUCAGAACAGUCAAGAGCUUUCUCUCCAAAAUUCCCAGUGUCGUUACAGGUACUGACAUUGUGCAAUGGCUUAUGAAGAACCUCUCCAUCGAGGACCCAGUUGAAGCAAUACACGUGGGAAGCCUUAUAGCUGCCCAAGGCUACAUCUUUCCAAUCUCGGACCACGUUCUCACCAUGAAGGAUGACGGCACCUUCUACCGUUUCCAGGCCCCGUACUUUUGGCCUUCAAACUGCUGGGAGCCUGAAAACACCGACUACGCCAUCUAUCUCUGUAAGAGGACAAUGCAGAAUAAAGCAAGGUUGGAACUGGCAGACUAUGAAGCAGAAAACUUAGCAAGACUCCAGAGGGCCUUCGCAAGGAAGUGGGAAUUCAUCUUUAUGCAAGCAGAAGCACAAGUGAAGAUAGAUCGGAAAAAGGACAAGACAGAAAGGAAAAUUUUGGAUAGUCAAGAACGGGCCUUUUGGGAUGUGCACAGGCCAGUGCCAGGCUGUGUGAACACAACAGAAAUGGAUAUCAGAAAAUGCCGGCGUCUGAAGAACCCACAAAAGGUUAAGAAGUCAGUGUAUGGUGUGACUGAAGAGUCCCAGUCGCAAAGCCCCGUGCACAUACCCAGUCAGCCAAUCAGGAAAACUACAAAAGAGGACAUCCGGAAACAGAUAACAUUUUUGAGUGCACAGAUUGACAGACAUUGUUUAAAAAUGUCCAAAGUGGCUGAAAGCUUAAUUGCUUACACAGAACAGUAUGUGGAAUACGAUCCAUUGAUCACGCCGGCCGAGCCGUCCAAUCCCUGGAUCAGCGACGAUAUCACUAUUUGGGGGAUAGAAAAAAGCAAAGAGCCCAGCCAGCAGCGAGUCAAGAGAUGGGGCUUCUCUUUCGACGAGGUAUUGAAGGACCAGGUGGGGCGGGACCAGUUCCUAAGAUUCCUGGAGUCCGAAUUCAGCUCCGAAAACCUCAGGUUCUGGUUGGCUGUCCAAGAUCUCAAGAAACAGCCCCUACAGGAUGUGGCCAAGAGGGUGGAAGAAAUCUGGCAAGAGUUUCUGGCUCCAGGGGCACCGAGUGCAAUCAACCUGGACUCUCACAGCUAUGAGAUAACCAGUCAAAAUGUCAAAGACGGAGGGAGAUACACAUUCGAAGAUGCCCAGGAACACAUCUACAAGUUGAUGAAGAGUGACAGCUAUGCCCGCUUCCUCCGGUCAAAUGCCUACCAGGACUUGCUGCUGGCCAAGAAGAAGCCAGAAAGUGAGCAAGGUCGUAGAACCUCCUUAGAAAAGUUCACUCGCAGUGUGUGCUGCUGGCGCAGAGUCAGAAUGGCCGCUGCACUUCACCCCCGAGGUGGCUUCCUUCCAGCAGUGGGGAAAGUCGCUGGCGGGCAAGCGCCUCACCGGCCUGAUGCAGUCCUCCUGACAGUCCCCGCCGCAGGGCCCGGGCCCGACGACCCCACGGGCAGGCGGCGGCGCUCCACAUCCGCGGACAGAGUUUCCCUACGGGGAGAUCUGGUCACUGUGAAAGAGAAGGAGUGA
Messenger RNA from Panthera uncia (snow leopard), 4320 nucleotides. It is a transcript of the gene RGS6, whose product is annotated as regulator of G protein signaling 6. Gene Ontology annotation, biological process: G protein-coupled receptor signaling pathway; intracellular signal transduction; regulation of G protein-coupled receptor signaling pathway. The transcript is spliced from 19 exons. Gene Ontology annotation, molecular function: GTPase activator activity. Lineage: Eukaryota; Metazoa; Chordata; Mammalia; Carnivora; Felidae. The coding region runs from base 2665 to 4320 and encodes 551 amino acids. The record is from RefSeq and is a predicted model, not a curated record.